AUGGUUGUAUUGGUGAUGAGUUACCACAGCAACAGCCGAAUAAAAGACAGAAAUGGACGCCCUCGGACAAAACGCUUCAUCCGACCCUGUGGUGAUGAACAACAGCGAGAGCCCGACAGAGGACAUGGGAAAUGCCUCCCUCAACAUCUCCACCUUCAACGCCUGGGAGAUGGAAUCCACUUAGAGUCCAUCAUCGUUCCAAUACUGUUCUGCGCCAUCUUCAUCGUCGGACUCAUCGGAAACGGGACUCUCAUCUUCUCUGUCGCCGUCAACAAGGUGAUGCGGAACGUGCCCAACAUCCUCAUCGUCAGCCUCUCUCUGGGUGACUUACUGCUCGUCCUCAUCUCCGUGCCCCUGACUUCCACCAUCUUCACCUUCGUGUCGUGGCCGUACGGCCAGGCUGCAUGCAAGUUCAACUUCUUCAUGCAGAGUCUGUCACUGGGAGUAACAGUCUUCACACUAACGGCUCUCAGCGUCGACCGGUACCUGGCCAUCGUCGACCCCAUGAGCAAACACACUGGCAAGACGCAGGCGACCACGCUGGCGGUCUCCGCCGGCAUCUGGGUCCUGUCCUUCAUCCUGGCCCUGCCCGACAUCUUUCUCAGCAGCGUUGUGGAGCGGAGUAUGGGCCAAGAAUCCCCGAAAAGAUUUUGCUUCAACUUCGCCGAACACUACGAACCGAUGAUUCCCAAGAUAUACUACCUGGCGAGAUUCAUCAUCUACUUCGCUCUUCCCGUCUGCAUCAUUGCCUGCUUCUACAUGCUCAUGGCUCAGAUCCUUAUCCGCAGCGGCAAACAGAUUCCGUGUGAGGGCAAAGGUGGUGGUCUGAACCAGCAGCGGCAGAUCGCGGCUCGUAAGAAGGUGGCCCGCGUCGUCCUUAGUUUCGUCCUCAUCUUUAUCGUCUGCUGGCUGCCACGUCAUAUCUACCUUCUCUGGUUUUACUUCGAUGACUCUCUGUACAACGACUUUUGGAACGUCUUCAAGAUCCUCGGCUUCUGCCUGACCUACAUCAACUCCUGCGUCAACCCGUUCGCCCUCUACCUCCUGAGCUCGCAGUUCCGAAAGUACUACAACCGAUACCUCUUCUGCUGCUUCAAGCGCGUGCGCUACACCAGCCUGGAGCCGUCCUCCACCAUGCACAACUUCAACAGCACGGUGAGGCGCGCCAGCUCCACCAACACCUCCAUGGUCCACUCGCAGUCCAUGUGUUGACUAGACCGCCUCCUCGCUGCAGCCCGCCUUGGCAAGAAGAAGCGACCACAAGCUUACAGCAGCAGGAGUCAGGGGCAGGAGCUGGGUAGAGGUCGGUUGUGGCGAGGGGUGGCGUUCCGGAAACACACGACCAGAGCUGCAGGAUGUUCUCCAGAGGUCAGAGACGAGUUCAUCGAGCUCCGGCACGGCCAGCAGGCAUGGCGACCGACACUGUCGCCCUCGCUCGGUUCAUCCGUCUUGACAGACUCUCCUGUUCGACACGACCUGGAGAGUACCUUGGAGUCGAACAUUGAAGACUACGGCAGAGAAUAAGCGACAACCUACGUGUACUGUUCUUGGUCUCGACAAGAGAACUCACAGUGGUGCUAAGCUCACCAUGACUCGAGUGAACUCGCUAGAGAAGUGAGAUUACUUAGUAUGUACAGUUUUAUCUACCAAGACUGGGAAAGUCGGUGCCAUGUUGCUAUUUGUGUGUCAACCCCACGCCCAAAAACACUUCAGCCUCCAAAAUGUUUGUCAAAACACGAUUUUCUCUCAAUAGCAUCCACGGGUUGUGCUGGGAAAUUCAGAUAGAACAAAAAUUAACAUAUUAGUACAUGCAUAUAAUUAUUUAUUGUCAACAUAUAAUAAACUGAUUUCUGUGUGGUUAUAAGUGAACCUUUAGACUCGAUUCUUCCACUGGUUCAUGAUAAUUACUGGGAAUAUUUUUUUUCGAGGAACUUGUCUUGAAAGUCGUUACCGUCUCCGUUUGCGAUAUCUGUGAAACAGCUUUCGUAAAUAUUAUAACUGGUCAAAGAUCAACUUCAUGUUUUCUUCCAGUUCAAUACUUUCAUUUAAUGUAAUUUUCAAUAUUUACAGAACCUGUGUCUUGACAAUAGAACACCUUGUCUUACCCUCAUUAACCUGAGUCGUGUGAAUAGGUUUGAUGCCCAGGCCAAGUUCCUUGUUGUUGUUUUGUAGAAGCAGUGUGGUGAUGAUAAAUUUGUUCCAUGUUUUGUACGAAGUAACAAUAAAGUUUACAUGAAAAAUAAUUUCGCCGCAGAAAGAAAAAAGUCCACUUGGUGCGGCAUUCCUUCUUGUUCAGGUCUGCUAUUCUUAGGGUUUUUUUUAAAUUUAUUUGCAUUAUUUGUUAGUUUUUGCCAUUUGUUUCAUAAAAAAACUUAUGUCAGAGGUCUCAGAUAUUGUAUUUGCUUUGUCUCUAAUAUUAUGGUUUACUAGUCAAAAUAUAAAUAGAAAACAAAGCACGUCAAUCAAAACUGAGAGAUUCUAUCCCUUACUGUUUUAUUUGGUAUAUAACAAUUUGUUAAUAAGUAGGCUUUUAAGUGUCAAAUGUGCUUAAAAACCUACUUUUUUAAUCAUGAUUUUUUUAAUUAAAUAGUUUUAAUAACCACGCAGGUACGCAGCAUUGUUUGUUGCCGGUUGUCAAUUAGAAUUAUUAUCAAAACAAAGACAAGUGAAGGAAGUCGUAAGGCAUUAUCACACCUGAAUACUCACCUGUUCAUAACAGCAUUUGUCAGUAAUUUAACUUGAACAAUGUAAAUAGCAGUUCAUUUAAAUGUCAUCUGUGUAUGAAUAUUCUCAAUGCUGUUGGGCUCCUUGUAAGAUAUUUUUCAGUUAGCUUGCCUUUGGUCAAUGUCUGUGAUGUCAAUUAAUACCAAUUUGGCUUAGAAUUCUGUCAGAAUUCUGAAAGAUUAACAUAUUUACCCUCUUAUCGCACACAAAAGUUAUCGGUGGGAUAACAUUUUCUGUCUGUACAACUAGUUUUCAUAUUGUCCAUAUGUAACAUUGCUUUGUACAUGGUCAUUCGUUCGUACAACUUUACAUGAAAAUAUAAGGGAAACAAGCUUGUGAUUUUUUGUUCUGUUGAUACACUAACAGGUACAACUAACUCUGAUGUCAAAAUAAAUUUUAUUCGCUGAAAACAGAUUUCUGAUAUCUACGGAGGGAUUGACUGAUAUUAACAAAAAGAACAACUCGAAGAUUGUUCCAGUCGUUGACAAUGUCCUCAGUCCAGCUGCCGACUGCACGUGCGCCAGUAACAUUUAUAAUUAAAUUUAUAAUAUUCAGGUGUGUAUCAAACUAAGAAGUAAGCUUCUGUCUGGGAUUGGGAAAAAAACCCCUGAUGUGAUCAGCUUUAUAAGUGAGAUGAGGGCUGGAUGUGAGUGCAGCAGGCACGUUGAUGAUGUUAGUCUUGUAAGAAAGGUCUUCAGGACUUCUGUGGCCCAAGACUCACAAUGGUCGAUUAUACAGCAUCUUGGGGUCACUGUUGAGGUAAAGGUCAGCAUGACAUAGCCUGGGUGAUCAUUGGGUUCCCUUAUCAGCACCCACAGGAAAUUUCAGAAAACUGUGGAAGGUUAAAAUGUGCACAAUGAUACCAGCUUUCAAAGUUUAAUUGCCAAACAAUUUGUCUGGAAAAUUCCUAGACACUUUAGUACAGAAAGUACCCAUUUUCUUUUUUGUUAUUUGAUUUAUUUUUUAAGUACAACACAACUGUACACAAUUUUGGAAAUGGGGAUGAGAUCAUGCUGUGGAGUGAGGCCAAUGGAUGUUGAGGAUUGAACAUUGAAUCUUGUAUUACCUGAUCACAGUCGAAGAUUUGAGAUUCAUGGUCUACAUUUGAAUGUUAUAGCAGUAAUGAUGCUACUUGGUGACAUUACGAAUGUAAUUUGCGGACUGUGUACUCUAAGAUUAAGAAGGAUGGCCCUGACAUUAAACCUCACUUUGCAAAUAAAAUCCAUACAAGUAGUAAAACAAGUCCUAACAAACUCAGUCUCUGACCAGAACAGACGUUCUACUCAACAUUAUUUACAUGGCAGGGUGAAUCCUCCCUGACAUCCACCAACAUCCACAGAUCAAGUGAACCCUGUGGCUUCGCGUCCAUUGUGAUAUUUUGUGAUCAAAAGAAAACCAAAACCGCUCAGAAUCAGAGGAAGGAUCAGGUCUACCCGCACAUUGGUGGGUACUAUCUCAACACACACCAAAAAGAAGUACAGAGAAAGGCGAGACAAACAUACAGAAAAAAAAUCCCAUCGAGCAGGCGCUACUGACGGCUCUACAACACCGUAUAUUUCAUGACAAGGCAACUGGACACCUUUUUGAAGAAUUCUGUCCUUUCAAGGACGAGACUAGAACGAUAUAUGAUGUAAAAGGCGACGUGCAAUGUGUAAGGUCUUGAUUAGUAGAGAGAAGAAAGAAGGUGAAGAUUGGUUAGCACUUUUCUGGCCCUCAGAGUCAGGGAAAUAGUCCGGUAAAGGAGCUCAGUGAUCUCAGAGAGUGAUUGCAGUCAUUGCCUAGUGAUUUCAACUUUUUUCAGUCGUUGCUUUCUUCCCGAUUCGGGGUCCAAAUUGAAAUGUACUGUCAGCCGCCGACCACGAGCCCACGAGAGCAAUCGGCACUACUUCACGACCUUUUCAACGCGGAGUGAGACAAAAUGCACGAGGCGUGUCGAGGUUGCCUCCGAAAGGUCGCAGACCACAGAUACUCGAUCGUUAAUAAACAGAGAUUUCAAAGCUUUGGCGUCCUCUCUCGGCUUCUUCAAAGCCAUGGCAUUUUGUCAAACGGGACCUGUUCUUUCAUUUUGUUGUGAAGGGAAACAUGUUUGAAGCCAGCUUUGUUUAUGCAGUCUGUGUGUACCUACACAAAAAAAAAAAAAUUAGCUCGUUCUCUAGAUUGAAAAGGUUAGGACGGUUACAAUGCAGUGUCGAUGCCAGCAGAAAGCUUCAAAGAAAGCAUCAAAUCUGUGGAAGCUCCCUCUCUCAGAGACAGUUUAACCUCAGAACUUCCCGAUGGGAUAUAGAAAAUAUUUGUUUGCAUUAUUUUUGUCUCUGGUGCAAUAUUAGAAAAAAAGUUAUCAAACAAGUCUAUAAAUACACCUGGAGGUAUAAAAUCCCUAAAGGAAGAAUCUUUGGCAUACAGGUGAAGUCUGGUUCAUAUAUUCCCAACCUUCUAUUUUUGCAUCCAGGAGUUUUUAGACCUUCUGGUGCUGUUAAUGUUAAUGACGAUAAAGAAGAACUAGUGUGAUCUGUGAUCAGGUGAUACGAUUGUGAUAAGGAGAAGACGACGAGAGAAGACAGACGCUGAUUAAAAGAUUUACCAUAGAUAUUGUUGUUAUCGUCAACAAGAUUCUUCAACUUCAUGGACUUGUUGUUGGUUACUUCGUGAACUGUCAUCGCUGACAAGUUGUCGUGGAUUACCUUGUGGUCAUCGUCAUCGGUUACCUCGACAGUAGGUUACGGUUAUGUAUUUUACUUGUUCUUGUUUCAUGUGGUUGUGUGGCUGGGAUGAUGGAUGCUACAUGACGACGGCUGAUGUCUUCGUUAAUCUGUUUUGUAAUAUGGGUUCGGACCUAACAGCAUGUAAGACAAUAGUUUUUUGAGUGAAGAAGGAAGUUAUGAAAAAAGUAAAGGAAGACAACUGCUUUUAACUGUACAGUUUAUUUAUUAUUUCUUUAGAGUAUAAAUCGCCAUAAGUUUCAGGCGUAUGACUAUUUCUUCGCGUUAAAUUUUCUUCUAAACUACUUGAGCCCUAAAUUUCAAAAUUUUAUAGACUGUUGUCAAAAAUUAUAAUUUUUCUUGUCGAUCAUCUUUUUAGUUAUAAAACUUUUAGACAUAAUAAAGCAGUGUCAGAUAACGGUUACAAAAAAUAUUGAAAGCUUGUCCAUUUUAGAAGUAUGAAACAGAAUAGUUGUGAGUUAAUUCCAUACAAAAGUCUUACAGCUACAUAUGUAAUGCAUCUACAGGUCAUUGUGAUUGUCAUACACAUGAACUCAAGAUGGAUCUCAUGACCUCACCUUGUUAAAAUUGCUUUUUUUUUUUUUACUUGUCUUUGCAGAGAUUGUAUUAAAUUACAUCAGCUAUAUGAGUUUUCUGAAUUACCACACCCACUGUGAAAAUGUUUGAAUUCUAAAUAUUUCUUUUCUUUGUUAUUUUUUCCAUGUUCUUCACUUGUCUGGAAAUAUUGCCGCAGUUUGUUACAGAGACUGAAUGUGUUUAUCUUGGACUAACUUCCUGUAAAGUUUACUACAUGUGACUUUUGUUAGUUUUGUGGCUGACUAGUUCAAGCUAAACAAAUCAUUGUUGCUGAUGUUUCUGACCUGGUGUCUCACAAACUUAUUUCCAUUGUUACAGUUCUUGAUUUCAGUCUCGGUUGAUAUAAUAACCUGUUUCUUCGUGUUAAAUAUCUUCUGAUUAAAAGGGACUUUGUCUGACC
Molecule: messenger RNA, 6420 nt
Organism: Pomacea canaliculata
Lineage: Eukaryota; Metazoa; Mollusca; Gastropoda; Architaenioglossa; Ampullariidae
Product: neuropeptide CCHamide-1 receptor-like
Biological process (GO): G protein-coupled receptor signaling pathway
Cellular component (GO): membrane
Molecular function (GO): G protein-coupled receptor activity
Source: RefSeq, a predicted model, not a curated record